GUCCUCACACUUCAUUAUGGCAGCUGAUGACCAAUUUUUCUCAGAGGAAGACACAUGUCCAAUAAACCACGGUCCAUUGGAACGUUUCGAUUCAGGUAACGAGUAUAACCCCGAUGGAGAUAACCGGUAUUCUCCACAAACUCUCAUAGGAAAAUGGUUCGAAGAGAGGAUUGGGAUAAAUGAAAUUAGGAAACUGAAGCCUUUGACAUCACAGUAUGAAUAUUUCUAUCGUACAAUAUAUGGGGAUUCAUAUAACAAGGAAGAGAAACGACGUGAAUCGUUUGAAACAGAGCCACAUGUUUACCCUACACACCAACCAGAAUUGGACCCUCCUUAUAGCAAGCAAUUUCCGAAAACGAGCUACAUGAUAGACUACGUGGAUCCUGCGCUCCUAAUGUACCCUCCCUGCCCUCCGGAUUUGAACAAGGUGGAGAAUGAGCAAUUACAAUAUUGUGGACCCCCGGCUCCAUCAGGCACUGAUGAGACAGUAGAGCAGAAUCAGUUAUGUGGUACUUACAUCCCUUUAAAUCCCACCAUUGCGACAGACUUGGAGGCACAGCAAAACCAGCAGCCAGAUGUUCCAGAGUUUUGUGGAUAUCACCUUCCUACAAAAAUGCCAUUAGGACUGUGCACGGCUAGGUUUUGUGAGCCAUGCAAGCCUACAGUCUUAGCUUCUUCAGGACCAGGUUUGGCUGCAUGUUGUUCAUCCUCCACUCCCUGAAUCAGUGAUGAACAUUCAAUGAAGAACCAAAAUGAGAAAAACUACAAGAGAAUUUUAAAAUGACUCUUUGUUUUCUUUUCAGAGUGAAUGGAAAUGGCUCAUUAAUAAAUAGGGAAUGAUAUACCUGUUGUUCUUCUGUUAUGAGAUUUGUAUAAGGUAUGACCAAUCUGUGCCUCAGUCCAUGACCAGUUGUCAGAAACAAAAAAAACUAUAUCAAAAUGAUGUGGAAGACUAUUAAACCCAUGAGCCAAAACAGUAAAUUAAAUACCUAAGUUGCUUCAUAAAAUCAAAGAUGUUUGGAUUUCCACUGCCAUUGUUCCCACAGGAAUAUUAUAAAGGGACAUAGGAAUAUUAUAAAGGGAUUCACAAACUCUUGUUAAAAACUACAUUAAACACACAUGCUUUACCAUUAAUACCUGCUUGAGUAUUUGGUCAUUCUAGUUAUUGGAAGACUUUUUAAAACUAAUGUUUUAAAGUUAAAAGCUGACAAUUUGUUUGAUUUUUAUUGAGAAUUUUACACAACACGCAAGAAAAUUGUACUUGUUUUUGCACUUGAAUAAAUAUUUCUUUUUUAUAGCUUGGAGAUGUAAGUUCAUGGUGAUUGUUUUAAGAAUGUGCAUAUUUUUACAGUGAGGGUAUCUGAAGGCUUGUUUUUAAAAGGUACAUUGUUUUGCCAAUGUUAAACCUAUAAACUCUAAACACUGAUUUCUGUAUUUUUGUUGCGGCUGUGAUGGGAUAAGUGUAGCAAACUAUAGAAUGUCAUUGUCUUAAAAUGUCUUUUUAACAUUAUAUUUUAGUUUUUAAGUUUUAGUUCAGUGUUGCAUUUUGAUUAUACAUCCCUCUUUAGGUAGGAGUGCAGUUGAUUUAAAACAAUGAACAGGUUCACAACCAUUCUGUGACUGGCGAGAGGGAGAUCCAGAUGUUUACAUCAAUGGGACUUCACACCUACAACAGUAGAAUUUAAGCUGUCUUCUAUCAAACGAUAUAGUAAUUUCUCUUCAAAUAACUGAAGGAGAAUGCUGGAAAUCUGACAUACCAUAAGUGGUUGUUAUCUAAAAAGGGAGAAAUUUGGUUAAA
This is a messenger RNA of Chiloscyllium plagiosum (whitespotted bambooshark), 1798 nucleotides long. Lineage: Eukaryota; Metazoa; Chordata; Chondrichthyes; Orectolobiformes; Hemiscylliidae. The record is from RefSeq and is a predicted model, not a curated record.